Molecule: messenger RNA, 1281 nt
Organism: Cicer arietinum (chickpea)
Lineage: Eukaryota; Viridiplantae; Streptophyta; Magnoliopsida; Fabales; Fabaceae
Source: RefSeq, a predicted model, not a curated record
AUGGCACGCACAAAACAAUCUGCAAGAAAAAAUGCUUAUCCCUGUUCACCAUCUUCAUCAUCUCCAUCAUCUGAUUCAUUUCAACGCUCACCUUCUCCACUGCCACGACCAAUUCCACCACACAUCUCCUCUGAUACUUCGUUUUCUGAUUAUCUUUCAUCAUCCCCUGAAACUAACCCUAAUAAUCUUCCUAUCAAUCACAAUCCUCUAUCCACUGUUAUUCCACCACUAUAUACAUGUCCUCCUCCUAAUAUUGCUCAGGCUCCUCCUCAUAUAAGAAAACCUAUGAUACCAAAAAGACGUUCCAUGAGAGUUCAAUCUGGCAUUGGAACUUCCAAAGCCAAAACAGAAAAACCCUUUUACUUCAUCAUCUCCGAUCCCGAGACUGAUGACUCAUCUGAAACUCCUCCUCCCACAACUGUUAAAGAAAAAGCACAACUCAAACCCAUCACUCCUUCAAAAUCUUCAUUCUCUUCUGAACCCUCUCAAUCAACUCCUCCAAAUCAAAAAAGGACAUUGAUCGAAGAAAUAUUUUCCUCUCUUCCAAAAUCAUCUCAACCUUUAACUCAAUCCAAAAAGACCAUGAAAACUAAAACCACCAUGACCAUUGCCCAGUUUAUAUCUCCAUCUCCAAAAUGUUCCCUUGUUCCAAAUCCAGAACGUUCUACAAAUCAAGAACGUUCUCCGGUAAGUAUCCCCUCACGCUCUCCACAAAAAGAACGUUUUCCACAUCAAGAACGUUCUCCUGCUCCUCCAAUCUCUCCUUCAGAACCUUCUCCAAAUCCAGAAACUUUUCCACUCUGUACACCACCCCCGUCAACAAAAACCAAACGUUCUCCAACACCAAAACGUUCAUCUCCAUCCACUUUUCAAACAUUUGAACCAUCUUUGCCUACCAAAAAAUCCAAACCAAAUACACAACCUCUGAUUUCCCCCAAAAACUCCAAAUUUUUCAAAGAUAAGUGGGCUCAACGCCCAAUUGGAAUCGGUCGAGUUUUUGUCUUUGAUAAACUCAUUGUUGAUGGUAAUGUUGUCCAGCAUCACACUGAUGCUCUUGGUUGGACUUCAUUCUUACAAACAUCUGAGUGUUAUUACCCUGAUGUUGUCCGAGCAUUCUACUGCAAUGCAAAAACCUUUUAUGAUAAAUCCCUUAUCAUAUCCACGAUUAAGGGAAUUGAGAUCCGCCUAACCCCAGAUAUCUUGGCCUCCAUUAUUCAACUACCAAUAGAAGGACCAUCUGUGUUUGGCAACCAGUGGUAUUCAGCUUUGAAUCUAAAAUAG